Chenopodium quinoa (quinoa) is the source of this 3249-nucleotide messenger RNA. RefSeq lists its product as uncharacterized. The transcript has a single exon. The coding region runs from base 1 to 3249 and encodes 1082 amino acids. The record is from RefSeq and is a predicted model, not a curated record. Gene Ontology annotation, molecular function: RNA-DNA hybrid ribonuclease activity; nucleic acid binding. NCBI's taxonomy places the organism in Eukaryota, Viridiplantae, Streptophyta, Magnoliopsida, Caryophyllales, Amaranthaceae.
AUGGUAAACAGGAGUCGUGAUACUAGUAAGUGGUGUGACUUUCACGGGGACUAUGGCCAUACCACUGAAGAAUGCACGCACUUGAAGGACAACAUAGAGGACUUAGUCAGAAGAGGAUACUUGAGUCAAUUUAAGCAGCGUGGUGACCCUCCCAGAAGAAGGGAGGAGGAUAGAGCGGGUCGAGCUGACCGCAGAGGAGGUCAGAGGGGCCCAGCUGGAGACAAGGAUAGAGAUGGCAAGCCAGAGGGCAGGGUGUACAUGAUCAGCGGGGGUCUAGUACAUGGGGGGACAGUUAAUAGAGCGCGGGCUGACCUGCGGGCGAUGAUACAUCAAAUAAACGACAAUGAUAAGCGUAGAUGGCCACCUCUUCCCUCGCAGCCACGAGCCACGUUCAACGAGUAUGACCAGAAGGGCAUAAUUUACCCUCAUGAUGACCCGUUGGUGGUGACAAUGAGAAUUGCAAACUGGGAGGUGGAUAGAAUACUGAUAGACGGAGGCAGCUCAGCCAACAUCAUAUACAUCAGUGCGUUCAAUGAGCUGAAGUUGGACAGAAAAGACCUGAAGAGAGUAAACUACGAGGUAACUGGGUUUAAUGGCUCAGGGAUUACCCUAGAAGCCAUAAUCGAACUCUCAGUCCGGGUAGGAGAGAGGUCAAAAAGACGUGAUGUUCGAGCAGAAUUUCUCGUGAUAAACUCCCCUUCACCCUACAAUGUAAUCAUGGGAAGACCGCUCAUCCACAAGAUAGGCGGGGUGGUAUCCACUUACCACCUGGCCAUGGCGUACACAACUAAUGAGGGUUGGUCAGCAAAGCUCAGGGGAAGCCAGAAGACAGCCCAACAAUGUUACAUAACUGCCUUAAAGCAGCCUGCCAAAACCAGACAGCAGUCCGGUUCCGAGAGAAGGCUCCCUAAGAAACUUGAGAGGAAGUCAAGGAAAAGGAAGCGUGAAGAGUAUCACAGGGAAAAAGAUAAACAGAAGUUGGCAAUGGAAAACUUCGAUCCUGCAAAAGAAGAAAUGACUAGACCACUUCCCAGCAGGGAGCAUGUCACAGUCGAGCUCACAGAAGGUGAUCCCUCGAGGACGGUGAAGAUUGGAAAAGACAUUGAUCCAGGAGUAGGGGUGCACCUCAUAGAGCUGUUGAGAAAGAAUAAAGACAUUUUUGCAUUUUCCGCAUAUGAGAUGCCCGGAAUUGACCCAGCAGUCAUGGUGCAUAAGCUGAAUGUGAAGGAGGAUAUAAGGCCAUUCAGGCAGAAAAAGCGAAGCUUCUCCACGGAGAAAAACCAGGCAAUCCAAAAAGAGGUGGAAAAACUCUUGGAAGCAGGAUUUAUUGAACCCUGUGACUAUCCAGAAUGGUUAGCCAAUGUGGUCAUGGUGAAGAAGGCAAAUGGCCAAUGGAGAAUGUGUGUUGAUUUCACAUAUCUUAAUAAAGCCUGCCCGAAGGACUGUUACCCACUACCACGGAUAGAUCAACUGGUAGACUCAACCAGCGGGCACGCCCUGCUAAGCUUUAUGGACGCCUUCUCAGAGUACCAUCAGAUCAGCCUGCACGAUCCAGACAGGCAGAAAACUGCAUUCAUCACCGAAGGGAGAGUGUAUAAUUACAUAGCUAUGCCCUUCGGGCUGAAGAACACUGGAGCAACUUUUCAGAAGGCAAUGGAUAGAGUAUUCCUUCACCAGAAGGGAAGAAAUGUGGAAGUAUAUGUUGAAGACUCAAUUGUUAAGAGCGUCACGCACGCUGGACAUAUCAUGGAUCUGGAGGAAACAUUUGCCACCCUGAACAAGUAUAGAAUCAAGCUCAACCCGAAAAAAUAUGUCUUUGGAGUGAGCUCUGGAAAGUUUUUGGGUUUUCUGAUCAGCGAGAGAGGAAUAGAUGCCAACCCAGAAAAGAUCGAAGCAGUCCUCAAUCUGCCCGAGCCUAAGAGCAUCAAAGAUAUCGUGCGGUUGACUGGCAGAAUGGGCGCAAUGACCAGAUUCAUCAGCAAGUCAGCAGACAAAGCCUUGCCAUUCUAUCAGCUGUUGAAAGGAAACAGAGAAUUCAAGUGGGGGACUAAGGAGAAAGAAGCCUUUGAGGGUAUUAAGGAGCAUCUGACUAAGCUCCCAACAAUGAUCAGCCCUGAGGUGAUGGAAAAACUACAGUUGUACAUCUCAGCGUCAAUACAUACAAUCGCAGCCGUUCUGCUGGUAGAAAGACAGAAGCAAAAAAGGCUGAUAUAUUUCGUGAGCCACGUGCUGACCGAGGCAGAGCAAAGAUACCCCCUGGUAGAGAAGCUAGCCUUCGCAGUGGUCACAGCAGCAAGAAAGCUAAAACCAUACUUUGACGCGCAUAUAAUAGAGGUCCUCACAAACCACCCGCUGGAGAAAGCAUUACAAAAGAUGGAUGCAUCGGGUAGACUCUUAAAGUGGGCAAUCGAGCUUUCUGAGUAUGAAUUCGAGGUCAAGCCUAGAGCAGCCAUCAAGGCACAAGCUUUAGCAGACUUCAUAGUGGAAGCCUCCUAUGAGGAGAAAGAGGAUGACGUUGGGGUCUGGAAGGUGGAAGUGGAUGGAUCCUUAGCCCAAACGGGGAGUGGGGCAGGAGUCAUAAUGACGUCUCCAGAAGGAAACGUAUUUGAGUAUGCCAUCAAGUUCAAGUUCAAAGCGUCUAAUAAUAAAGCAGAGUACGAGGCGACGCUGGCAGGCCUGCGUAUGGGCCUCGCAGCCGAAGCCCGCAAAGUACACCUGCAGACUGAUUCUCAGCUCGUUGCCAGCCAGCUGCAGGGGGCGUAUGAGAUAAGGGAAGCCACUAUGAUGAAAUAUGCAACCAAAGUGAAAGAGCUGGCAGCCCAGUUAGUCCAUUUCCAGAUAGACUUGGUCCCUAGAGCAGGAAACUCUCAGGCUGACGCCUUAUCUAAGUUAGCCAGCUCCACCUUACAAAGCCUCACAAGAACGGUGAUGGUCGAAGUGUUAAAGGAGAGCAGAAUCGCUGAAAAGGAGCAGGUAAACUGCGUCAAGAGUCAAAGAGCCUGGUUCUCAGACAUCUUGGCGUACAAACUUCAUGGCUCGCUGCCCGAUGAUGAAGCACAGGCUAAAAAGGUGAAGAAAAACGCAAAUUGGUAUGUAGUGAUGAAUGGAGAGCUCAACAAGAAAGGCUUCUCAAAAGCCGCUGCUGAGGUGUAUUCCAGAAUAGGAGCAAGAGGGCAUUAUGGAAGAAGCCCACUCCGGAAUAUGUGCCAACUAUAUCGGCGGGAAAGCAUAGGGAGUAGAGGUCCUUAG